AUGUACACCCCAGACACGGCCGUGCUCGGCAAACACCCCUCCUUUGCUUCACACCCCUCCUCUGCUUCUCACCCCUCCUCUGCUUCACAUCCCUCCUCUGCUCCACACCCCUCCUCUGCUUCACACCCCUUCUCUUCUUCACACCCCUUCUCUUCUUCACACCCCUUCUCUGCUUCACACCCCUUCUCUGCUUCACACCCCUCCUCUGCUUCACACCCCUUCUCUGCUUCACACCCCUCCUCUGCUUCACACCCCUCCUCUGCUUCACACCCCUCCUCUGCUUUGCACCCCUCCUCUGCUUCACACCCCCUCCUCUGCUUCACACCCCCUCCUCUGCUUCACACCCCCUCUCUGCUUCACACCCCCUCUCUGCUUCACACCCCUUCUCUGCUUCACACCCCUUCUCUGCUUCACACCCCUUCUCUGCUUCACACCCCUUCUCUGCUUCACACCCCUUCUCUGCUUCACACCCCCUUCUCUGCUUCACACCCCCUUCUCUGCUUCACACCCCCUUCUCUGCUUCACACCCCCUUCUCUGCUUCACACCCCCUUCUCUGCUUCACACCCCCUUCUCUGCUUCACACCCCCUUCUCUGCUUCACACCCCUUCUCUGCUUCACACCCCCUUCUCUGCUUCACACCCCCUUCUCUGCUUCACACCCCCUCUCUGCUUCACACCCCCUCUCUGCUUCACACCCCCUCUCUGCUUCACACCCCCUCUCUGCUUCACACCCCUCCUCUGCUUCACACCCCUCCUCUGCUUCACACCCCCUCUCUGCUUCACACCCUCUCUGCUUCACACUCCUCUCUGCUUCACACCCCUCCUCUGCUGCUUCACCCCUUCUCUGCUGCUUCACCCCUUCUCUGCUGCUUCACCCCUUCUCUGCUGUUCACCCCUUCUCUGCUGCUUCACCCCUUCUCUGCUGCUUCACCCCUUCUCUGCUGCUUCACCCCUUCUCUGCUGCUUCACCCCUUCUCUGCUGCUUCACCCCUUCUCUGCUGCUUCACCCCUUCUCUGCUGCUUCACCCCUUCUCUGCUGCUUCACCCCUUCUCUGCUGCUUCACCCCUUCUCUGUUGCUUCACCCCUUCUCUGCUGCUUCACCCCUUCUCUGCUGCUUCACCCCUUCUCCCCUUGGCAGCAGCCCUUAG
Molecule: messenger RNA, 1149 nt
Organism: Closterium sp. Naga37s-1
Lineage: Eukaryota; Viridiplantae; Streptophyta; Zygnematophyceae; Desmidiales; Closteriaceae
Source: the annotation of a GenBank genome assembly